Molecule: messenger RNA, 2163 nt
Organism: Panicum virgatum (switchgrass)
Lineage: Eukaryota; Viridiplantae; Streptophyta; Magnoliopsida; Poales; Poaceae
Exons: 3
Coding region: 601-2163 (520 amino acids)
Molecular function (GO): DNA binding
Source: RefSeq, a predicted model, not a curated record
UUCCCAGGCCGCCCGCCGCCGAAGCAGGUGAUUCCGGCGAGUUGGACCGAAAUUUCGGCGGUAAGGAGGCGGAUUUCGGCCGGUAUCCACCGGUAUCCACCGGAUCUCUGGGCCGGGAAGGCGCGGCGGUUUUCCGCCAACAUCCCGGGCGGAUUUCGGUGAAAUCCCGGCGGAAAACCGCCCCUUCGGGCCGGAUUUUUCCGCGGACACCGGAAAAAAAAGGUAUGAGAUGUUAUUUUGUGAUGGUGAAGCUUGUUGUUGUUGAUCUAAGUGAGUUAGUUUUGAUAAAUGAUGAACUUCAUACUAUUUUUGCAAUGGGGAAGCUAGGGUUAGAGGGAAUGUUAGGAUUUGUUAGUUGUUUUGAUAUUCUAGCGACAAUGUGAAAUGUAAUGUAUAGAAAAAAUUAUUCCAACCUUUUGGAUAUGAGUUGUAUUCAAUAUUACUGAUGAAAUUAAGAGCCGAUUGAUUCAUGUCACCUAGGUAGUAAGUGAUAUAGAAUAGUAUGUAACCAUAAAAGUAUUUAUAUAUAUGGACUUGCAUUAUGUUAUUAUAUGAUAUUCAUGAACUUACACCGUGCUAUUUUUCUGUAAUUGUAGGAUAAUGCCAGACGUAGUGUGGGAGCAUGGCCAAAAGGUCGGGGGUGGUUUCAAAUGCAAGUAUUGCAGGGAGGAGAAGGGUGGGGGAGGAGCAACACGGUUCAAAGAGCAUUUGGCACAUAGGGGGAAAGAUGUGAAGGACUGCCCUUCGGUUCCGACCGAAGUUAAGGAAUUCUUUAGGGAGCAGUUGGACAGGAAUAAGGUUAGAGCAAAAGCAAGGGCCCGAGAAAGAGUGCUGAGGGACCAAGCAGCAAGGGGGCGGCACACUGACCUAGAGGAGGAGGGUGGCCAGGGGCACGACGAGGAUGCAGAGCUACAGGCUGCCAUACACCAGUCCCGCCAAGAGUAUGACUUUAUGCAGCAAGCUGGGCCACGAUACGAGAGGGGUGGCGGAUCUGGAGCUGCUUCUGGAUCUAGAAGAGGUGGUGUUGGAGGCAGUGGUGGACCACAGCCUUCGAUGUUCAGAAGGAGUCAGUCACAAGUCCCCGAGAGGGUUAAAGACUACCACCUAGGUUUGAGCAGUGCUCCACGGCAGCAAAGGAUUGAUACCGGCCCAUGGACUGUCAAGGGGAGGACAUCAAGAGAGCUUCUAGGGAGGGCAUGGGCGAAGGCGUGCCAUGCUGUCGGUAUUCCCGGCCGGAAAGUCGAUGACCCAUACUUUAAAGCUGCGAUCGUGGAGACCCAGAAACAAGGUGUUGGAAUCAAAAUACCAUCAGGGAGGGAGAUAGAUGGAAAAUAUUUGGAUGAGAAUGUGAAGGAGAUAGAGAAAGAGAUAGAGAAGUGGAAGAACGAGUGGGAUGAAUGUGGAGUCACGAUCAUGUGUGAUUCGUGGACGGGGCCUAUGCGUAACUCGGUCAUUAAUUUCUUGGUGUAUAGCGGUGGCACCAUGUAUUUCUUGAAGUCCAUCAAUGCGUCCGACAAAAUACAGGACCAUCAAUACUUGUUGAAGGAGAUACGAGCAGUGGUCAUGAAAGUGGAGCCUCACAAUGUGGUUCAGCUUGUCACGGAUAAUGGUUCGAACUACAAAAAAGCCUGCAAAAUUCUCUGUCACGAGUUCCCUACCAUUGCAUGGCAGCCUUGCCUUGCCCAUACCAUCAACCUUAUGCUGAAGGACAUAGGGAAGUGGCCGGAGCAUGAUGCUUGUAUUCGAAGCGCGCAACGAAUUUGCAGCUGGCUCUACAACUCCAAUAAUUUACACAGCAUGAUGAGGGAAGCCAUCGGUGGAGAGUUGGUCAAGUGGAAUAUAACAAGAUUUGGGACCAACUACAUGUUCCUUGAAAGCAUGUAUAAGAAGAAGGACCAGUUCAUGACAUGGUUAGUGUCACCUGAGUUCCGACGGUCCCGCCACUUCAAAAGUGAAACUGGAAGGUACAUUUACGAAUGCAUCACAAGUCUUGAAUGGUGGGCGAAUAUGGAGUAUGUGAUCAAUGAUGUUGAGCCUCUGUACAUGUUUUUGAGAUUUGCUGACACAGACAAGACACCUAAUUUGAGUGAGGUGACAAUGGAGUAUCAAAACAUGAGGCAGACAUAUGCCAGCAAGUUCAGCAGUGACUACCCCCGGUGGUGA